Messenger RNA from Perkinsus marinus ATCC 50983, 366 nucleotides. RefSeq lists its product as hypothetical. NCBI's taxonomy places the organism in Eukaryota, Perkinsozoa, Perkinsida, Perkinsidae. The record is from RefSeq and is a predicted model, not a curated record. The transcript is spliced from 3 exons. The coding region runs from base 1 to 366 and encodes 121 amino acids.
AUGAGCUCUCGUGCCCUCCUAUAUAACUAUGUUGAUAGGGAGGAUAGCAAAAAAAUGAUGUUGGCUCCGGGUGAAGCUAGGAUACAGCGAGAAGAUAUCAAUUGGGAUUUCCGUCCGUUGGCGACCGCAGCUGUCCUGCUGUCAGCAGAAGAUGCUUAUGUGUUGAUGUUGAUCGAACACCGUAUGACUCGGCGAUUGGAUAUUCAUUCCGCUGAUGGACCGUUGGUGCACCCUCAUCUGAUUCUCGGAGCGAAGUUGCCUCGACCGCGAUGGACGAAGAAACCUCGCAGGAAAUUCAAUACAGUAUCGUCUCAGGACGGUUUAGAAUAUCUCGCUGAGCAGUGGUUGCAUGAUGCGAAUAAAUAA